GGCACAAAACUGAUCGCUCUCUAAUGACAUUGAUUUGCUCUUACACUACAGUUUCCUCAACAACAAACAUCGACCAAGGAUACUUGUCGUCGUUUCUCAAAUCCAAAACCUCGCUUCACUCGAUUGGGCGUGUGCCUUGUCGUCGUCGUCGUCAUGGCGACGCUGCUAAGAAAACUGUGCGAAUCGGCGACGAUGAAGCGAUCCGGCUCUCACUCUCACCCUCACCCUCUCCCGUCCUCGGAACAAGCACGCCCAUCCUCCCCUCUUGGCGCCUUCGACCCUCUCCCUGCCGACAUCCUCAUGCAAAUCGUCCGCCUCUUAGGCCCCAAACACGCUGCCAGACUCUGCCUCGUUUCCAAGUCUUGGCGGUCACUCGUCUCCGACAACGCCCUCUGGGCCCACUUCCUCCAAACCCACCACCCCCACUCCCCGCUCUUCGCCGAAACCGCCCUCAGCUCCGGCUACCCUCUCCCGACCUUGCCUGCUCAGAAUUCACCACGUGUCUCGUUCCAGCAUGCUUACGCGCUGCGUGAACGAGUCCCUCCUUCUGUUGUCAUCGACGGGGGUUCUGGCUAUUGCAAAUUCGGUUGGAGCAAAGGGGCCUCUCCUUCGGGGAGAUUUGCUACUUUUUUGGAAUUUGGUAACGUUGAGACGCCUAUGUAUACUAGACUGCGACAUUUUUUCUCCACUAUCUAUAACAGGAUGCAGGUGAAACCAAGUUCUCAACCUGUUGUUGUUUCUAUACCAAUAUGCCACUAUGACGAUACCGAAUCAGCCAAAGCAUCAAGACAACAACUUAAAGAAGCAAUCUAUGUUGUCUUGUUUGACAUGAAUGUUCCUGCUGUAUGUGCUCUCAAUCAGGGUACUUUAGCUCUGUAUGCUGCAAAUCAAACAUCUGGGAUAGCUGUUAAUAUAGGCUUUCAAGUCACAUCUAUAGUUCCAAUUUUAAAUGGUAAAGUGAUGCGAAAGGUGGGUGUGGAGGUUGUGGGGCUGGGAGCACUAAAACUUACUGGAUUUCUUAGAGAACAAAUGCAACAAAACAACAUAAGUUUUGAAUCUUUGUACACUGUUCGCACACUGAAAGAGAAGCUAUGUUAUGUUGCUGUUGACUAUGAAGCUGAGCUUUUGAAAGAUACUCAAGCAUCAUUUGAAGCUGUAGAAGGGUUGUUUACACUCUCAAAAGAGCGGUUUCAAACAGGAGAGAUCUUAUUCCAGCCACGUCUUGCUGGGGUGCGAGCAAUGGGUUUGCAUCAGGCCAUCGCUCUUUGUGUGGAUCAUUGCUAUUCUGCAGAAUUGGCAGGCAACAACGAUUGGUAUAAGACUGUUGUCUUAUCAGGGGGAACUGCGUGUUUACCUGGUUUAGCAGAAAGGUUAGAAAAGGAACUCCAUUCAUUACUUCCUCCUUAUAUGUCCAAUGGAAUUAGAGUCAUACCUCCUCCAUUUGGUGUGGAUACUGCAUGGUUUGGUGGAAAGAUUAUUAGCAGUUUGAGCACCUUUCCUGGCCCGUGGUGUACAACGAAAAAGCAAUUCCGUCAGAAGUCUAAACUUAACCGCAUUUGGUGAUUACUCUGAUAUGGAUUUUCUUUUCUGUGUUGUAAAUUAUAUAACAGCAACAACUGUUUCAUAAUUUCCACUGCUGGGCAGCAACACUAAAGAAUCAAAUUUAGUUAUACUUGUGUUUUAGUAACAAUACUUGGAUACAUAACCUGUUGUGAUAAAAAAAAAGCCUUUUUAAGUAUCAAGUUUGUUUAGAAUAAAAGGGUACACAGCUUUCAAAAUGUAUUGUACUGUACCUGUGAAGAAAUUGUUAAUACAGUUUAAGAUUCAAUCCCAAGCUGAGGGCUUUUAUUUACUAGAAAUAAUACUGAGUUUGGAAUUCA
Molecule: messenger RNA, 1880 nt
Organism: Glycine soja
Lineage: Eukaryota; Viridiplantae; Streptophyta; Magnoliopsida; Fabales; Fabaceae
Product: actin-related protein 8-like
Exons: 12
Coding region: 154-1563 (469 amino acids)
Molecular function (GO): protein binding
Source: RefSeq, a predicted model, not a curated record